AUGUUGACUUCAUAUGACCUGAAAGUACUUCAGGAUGGCUGCACUGAGGCCUUCCAAUUUAUUGGGAAUUCACACAAUUUUUCUGGGCCCAAAACACACUGCAGCGAUAAAACACCGCUGAAAAUACACAUUCCAGGCAAGUUGUGGGAGUGCUUUUGCACAAGAAGCAUCACAAAAGCUCACAUUGCCCUAAAUGCAUGUUACCAUAUAUGGAAGAUCAUGUGCUCCAUAUCUAGGGUGAAAAUGAGCAGUUCAAAUUCUGCAAAGUCACUUGUGUUUUUUGCAUUUUGCAUUUUCUGGCCUAACCAGCCACUAUUGGGGCCCAACAAAAUUACUGUAGACUCUAUGAAACAAGGGCUACAAGUUGACUAUAUACUUGCCAUAUCUAUUUUGCUGCUGGUUAGGUCACAUGCCAUGUUUGUCACUUUCCAUAUUGGGCUCCAAGCUAGAUGUUACAGUAGGCCCCAAGUCCAUGGGGAAUUGGAUCGUAAUCUCUACAAGCUGAAACAUAAAGUUUUGCAGAACAGUGUUGCAGUUGGCAGAGUUGUCUCAGACAUUGCCACCAGCAGAGUUGCCAUCAUCACCAUUGUCAUUGUUGCAGUUGUUGGUGUCAUGAGAUUUGCCAAGGCAGAAUCCUUGAGGGGUUUAAAUGUGAGGUCCUCUGGGGAACCAAGCGACGUGCAACAGCAUGUCCUCAUAAGUUACCAGCCAACCAUAGUAUUCUUGCUUGUACAUGUUGAGGGGGGACUUUAG
This is a messenger RNA of Fomitopsis serialis, 753 nucleotides long. RefSeq lists its product as uncharacterized. The transcript has 10 exons. The record is from RefSeq and is a predicted model, not a curated record. Bases 1 to 753 code for a protein of 250 amino acids. NCBI's taxonomy places the organism in Eukaryota, Fungi, Basidiomycota, Agaricomycetes, Polyporales, Fomitopsidaceae.